AUGGAGAUUCCCACCAACCGGAUUGGCACCGCUAAGAUCAUCAACGUCCCCAGAUCAACCCAAAGGGAACGCAAAGUGCACUUCGCCGAGGAGCCAGAGUACCUCAUCCAGUCGGUGGCUCCCAAGCUCCCCUACAUCGACCUGGGGUGGCUCGAGCUGAUCCCCACUGACCAGGACAAUUUAUAUGGCCGGGGAGUGAGACAGCUUAAGUGUCUCUGGGCGGAGGCUGGAGUGAAGCUAGGGUUCAACGACGCCGAGAUCAAGGCGCUCGUGUGCCUGAUGAUGAGUGUCGGCAACUUGAGUCAGGUGGCCCGGCUGUACCCCGAGUUGUUCGUCGGCAAUGACGUCGAGCUCCACUACCAGCUCGUGCGCUACGUCGGCGCUGUGUGUGAGUGGUACUGUGAGUACUCGCCCGAGCUACUCGAGUGGUUCGACGAGACCUACACCUCCCUCUUACAAGACGGCACCGUCACUCGGGCUGAGUGUGCCGAUAACGUCAACUACAACUGGCACUCGCGCCGCCAGCGCCACCACACCAUCCGCGAGCUUAGCUACAGCUCCGACGACGACAGUUCGUGA
Molecule: messenger RNA, 579 nt
Organism: Diutina rugosa
Lineage: Eukaryota; Fungi; Ascomycota; Pichiomycetes; Serinales; Debaryomycetaceae
Exons: 1
Coding region: 1-579 (192 amino acids)
Source: RefSeq, a predicted model, not a curated record